This is a messenger RNA of Anarrhichthys ocellatus (wolf-eel), 2463 nucleotides long. It is a transcript of the gene sox8a, whose product is annotated as SRY-box transcription factor 8a. NCBI's taxonomy places the organism in Eukaryota, Metazoa, Chordata, Actinopteri, Perciformes, Anarhichadidae. The record is from RefSeq and is a predicted model, not a curated record. Gene Ontology annotation, cellular component: nucleus. Gene Ontology annotation, molecular function: RNA polymerase II cis-regulatory region sequence-specific DNA binding; DNA-binding transcription factor activity, RNA polymerase II-specific. The coding region runs from base 165 to 1589 and encodes 474 amino acids. Gene Ontology annotation, biological process: morphogenesis of an epithelium; negative regulation of transcription by RNA polymerase II; neural crest cell development. The transcript is spliced from 3 exons.
CCGGUCAAACUGUGGAGGACACAGAGGGGAAUAGUUCAAGACGAGAUAUUUGGGAUAUAUCGUGAUUUCGGGGUGAAACAGUCUUCCUGCGGAGCCGUGCGCAUAUACGCACUUGGAGAGUUCCUCGGGAAUCGAGCCACCAAGCAACGUUUUACCCGCCAAGAAUGACGGAAGAGAGCAGGUCCUUCACAGACCAUCCCUGCAGUCCAGCAGGCAGCGACAGCUCCGUGUCCCGGCAUGAAGCGGAUUCAGAGUCGCCGACCUCUCCGGCGGGGUCCGACGCGCGGGAGGCAGCGUGCCCGCCCGGGAUUACGCCAAAAACGGAGAGCGGCGUGGAGGCUGAGCGCUUCCCCCUCUGUAUCCGCGACGCCGUGUCGCAAGUGCUGAAGGGUUACGACUGGUCGCUCUUACCGGUGCCCUCUCAUGGGGAGAGAGGGCUGAAGAGCAAACCCCGCGUGAAACGGCCGAUGAACGCGUUCAUGGUCUGGGCGCAGGCGGCGCGGAGGAAGCUGGCGGACCAGUAUCCUCACCUGCACAACGCGGAGCUCAGCAAGACGCUGGGCAAACUGUGGCGACUCCUCUCUGAAACAGAGAAGCAUCCCUUCAUUGAGGAGGCCGAGAGGCUGAGGAUGCAGCACAAGAAAGACUAUCCGGACUACAAGUACCAGCCUCGGAGACGCAAGACCACCAAACCCGGGCAGGGGGACUGUAAGCCCGGACUGGUCCAGCAGCAGCAGCAGCAGCAGCAUCAGAGCCUGUUUAAAACAGAACCAGGGGGGGGCGGGCUGGCUGGCACGGGGGAAGUGCACCAUCAUUACCAACCAGACAGGACAGGUCAGUCUCAUGGACCUCCAACACCUCCCACAACCCCUAAAACCGACCUCCACAUGGGGAACAAACAGGAGGGCCUACGGCCCGUGGACAGCAGCUCCGGCUCCGCCCCCCCCACUGGCCGCCAGAACAUUGACUUCAGCAACGUGGACAUGUCAGAGCUCAGCACCGACGUCAUCAGCACCAUCGGUGGAUUCGACGUGCACGAGUUCGACCAGUACCUCCCCCCCAACAGCCACGGCUCCGCUCUCCUGACCCCACCAGACGGCGCCCACGGACACGGCAACCCCCCGCCGGGAUCCUUCAUCCCACCCGGCUUCCAUUCCCACUCCCACAGCAGCCCCACUUGGACACCCAAGAGUGGGACUUCCACUGGGACGCCGCCAUCGUCCUCAUCCGGCCAAAAACUUCAGAUUAAAACCGAGCAGAUGAGCCCGGGUCACUACAGCAGCUCCUCCUCCUCCACUCCGCCGCCGCCGCCACAACCCGAGUACGCGUCCCUCGGCUCCUCCGCUUGCUCCUCCGCUUCCCCCUCCUCAUCCUCCGCCAACCAAUCCAACUACACCGACCUCCAGAGCUCCAGUAUCUACAGCGCCUUCUCCGGGUACCCUGCCAGUCUGUAUCAGUACCCGUACUUUCACUCCUCUCGUAGGCCUUAUUCCGCACCGCUUAUCAACAGCCUGGCCUUGGCGCCGCCUCCACACAGUCCUCCCUCUGGCUGGGAGCAGCCUAUCUACACAACACUCAGCAGGCCUUGAAGAGGAGGAAACCCCCCCCCUCCAAGUGUUUGGUUAUAUGGACAAAAACUUUAAUGACUACUCAGAUCGGGGCAGAACAGUAGCCGCUUUCAUGACUUUGAAGAGAUUUGAUGACUUGAAAGAGUUCAUCCCUGAAGGUGGAUUUCUGAAGGACAGCGCUGAUAUCGGUUGGGCCAAAGCUUCAUAUUGUGCGUCAAUAUAUUAGUUACAUUUGUUCAUUUCCAUGGAAAGCAAUUCAUGAGAUUAACAAAGAUUCUCUUUUCUGACGUUUAAAAACCUGCACUGGACACGAAAAGGUUCCAUCUGAACUCCACACUAAUGAGAUUUUGGUAUGUGAGCAGCACCUAUUUAAGACGGGGCGUCUCAGGUUUAGGAGCAGUUUUUUCCACCGAAAGAGCACAAGUGCUUCUUUACCCUCACCUUCACAUCGAUGGGGUUCAAAGCCAACUGUGUUGCAUUUUUGACUGAAUCUGAAUGUGUUCCUUUUUCUUUUUUUCCUUUUAUUGGGCAGAAUUAUGUAAAGGGGUGUGCAUUAUUCUGUGAGGAGUUCUGAGCCAGCAGGAAGUUGUAUUGAACCGUAUCGAGGCCGAGGGAUUGUGUCUUCUUCUAAGCAAUGUAGGGUAUCUGAUGAAAAAAAUUAAAAAAAGAUUGCAAUUGUUUGACAUUUUGGGAAACACACUUAUAUAUGCUUUUCGUGCCGAUACUUAGAUAGGAAGCUUGAUACCACUCAGGCAGCAUGUGAUCAUUCUCUGUGGGUUCAUCACUACGAGCGACCCCUUUGUUUUCACUUUGUCAUUUGACACAUCAUUAAAAAAAAAUACAAAUUAUAGCCGCUCUCUAAUUAAUCCAUAAAAUGUAGUCUUAACCUGAACCU